Messenger RNA from Truncatella angustata, 1689 nucleotides. RefSeq names its product ubiquitin carboxyl-terminal hydrolase 14. Bases 1 to 1689 code for a protein of 562 amino acids. Gene Ontology annotation, molecular function: proteasome binding; cysteine-type deubiquitinase activity; protein binding. Lineage: Eukaryota; Fungi; Ascomycota; Sordariomycetes; Amphisphaeriales; Sporocadaceae. The transcript is spliced from 2 exons. Gene Ontology annotation, biological process: regulation of proteasomal protein catabolic process; protein deubiquitination; proteasome-mediated ubiquitin-dependent protein catabolic process. The record is from RefSeq and is a predicted model, not a curated record.
AUGGCGUCGAUACCGAUUGUGGUCAAGCACGCCGGCAAGAAGUACGAUGUCGAAGUCGAGCCCGAAUCCACUGGCGAGACUUUCAAGUUUCAACUCUACAGCUUAACCGGCGUCGAGCCUGAGCGUCAAAAGGUCCUGAUGAAGGGCGGUCCCCUCAAGGAUGACGCCGACAUGACCAAGUUCGGCCUCAAGCCCGGUCAGACAAUCAUGAUGAUGGGUACCCCCGGGGACGGUGCCGCUGUCCUCGAGCGCCCCAAGGAGCCUGUCAAGUUCGCCGAGGACAUGACAGAAGCAGAGCUCGCUCAACAAGAUGGCGCCACCCCCGCCGGUCUACAGAAUCUUGGCAACACCUGUUACUUGAACUCGACUCUGCAAACCCUCCGAGCAAUUCCCGAAUUGCAAAACGCCCUGACGAAGUACGAGCCCGCUGCCGCCAACUCCAUCACCGGCACCCUUCCUCAACUGGACCUGUCGAGGCAACUGCGCGACCUGUGGAAAUAUAUGGGCGAGACACAGGAGCCCGUGGUUCCUCACGCCUUCCUGAGUGCUCUGCGAACCGCCUACCCUCAGUUUGCCGAGCGCUCGCGGACCGGUCCUGGCUUUGCUCAGCAGGAUGCAGAGGAGGCCUGGUCUCAGAUUAUCAGUCAGGUUAGGCAAAAAGUCAAGGUCAAGAACUCAGCAGAGGCCGAGCAGUCAUUUAUUGACUCCUACAUGGCCGGCGAGUUCUCUAGCAAGCUCGAGUGUGAUGAUCCUGCUGCAAAGGAACUGGGCGAGGAGCCCAUCCUCACCAAGGAUGCCUUCCUCAAGCUCAACUGCCACAUCGACAGCUCCACAAACCAUUUGUCAGAUGGCAUCAGGAACGGUCUAGUAGAGAAGAUCGAGAAGAAGUCUGAGCUUCUCGAUCGGGAGGCUACAUAUACCCGGACCUCAAAGAUCUCACGCCUGCCAAAGUACCUGACAGUACACUUUGUGCGAUUCUUCUGGAAGCGUGAAACACAGAAGAAGGCCAAGAUCAUGCGAAAGGUCACUUUCCCCCACGAGCUGGAUGUCGUCGAGUUCUGCGAUGAGCACCUCGCCAAGAUGCUCGUCCCAGUGCGCGACAAGGUUCGUGAGAUCCGCAAGGACGAGGAGGACAUUGAGCGCUCCCGUAAGCGACGCAAGAAGAACAACGGCGAGGCCGCGCUGGAGGAUAUUCCCGGCGGCAUGGGCGCAAAGCUCGAUAAGAAGGACGCCCAGCAGGAGAAGAAGGAGGAGAAGAAGAAAACUGCCGAUGGCGAUGUCGAGAUGACCGAGACUUACAAGACGGACGCUGAGAUCGAUGCCGAGAAGGACGCUGCUCUGCUGGCAGCUAAGAAGGAGCUGAACGGCCUGAUUCAUCCUGACUUGGCCAAGGACGAUGGCGCCAACCAGUCUGGUAUCUACGAACUGCGCGGUGUCGUUACCCACCAGGGUGCAAGUGCAGACAGCGGUCACUACACAGCGUACGUGAAGAAGGAAGGCCGCGUCGACCCAAAGACGGGGAAGAAGUCAGAGGAGGAUGGCAAGUGGUGGUGGUUCAAUGACGACAAGGUCACUGAGGUUACUGCUGACAAGAUCGAUGCUCUCGCCGGUGGCGGCGAGUCUCACUCAGCUUUAAUCCUCUUAUACAAGGCCAUCCCACUUCCAUCUGCUGAGGGUAUUGUCGAGUAG